UUCAUUAUGAAAUUUCAAUGUUAAAUAUUUGAAAAAAAAGAUAUUGUGCAACGAUUGUUUUUUUUUUCAAAACAAAACAAAAAAUCCUCUUACCAACUUCAUGUCAGUAUAAUUUAGACGACGAUAUAUAUAUAUGUGUGUGUCUUUUGAGAGGAAAACAAAGUCGAGUUGGAUUAUUUUACUAUUUCAACGUAUUUGUAACAAGAAUUUAGAAUACGAAGUGUUCAUUUCCUAUUCAUUUUAAUAACAAGAUUCUAUCUAUUCAAAACAAAAACAAAAAAGAAAAAAGAAAAAAAGAAAAGUAUCAUUUGAAGAGAAAAUGGUUUUAGAAUUUGGUCUUGGUUUUAUAGAUCGUUUAACUGGUGCAAAAACAACUGCCUAUACACAUUUAGAAGAUUUAGCUGAUAGAUUAAAUCAUUUUAUUAGUUGUGUUAUAAUAUUAAUGUUAUCUGGUGUAACAAUGGCUAAUGUAUAUUUUCUUAGACCAAUUUCAUGUACAUUACCAACAUCACCAGAUAAUAAAUUUAAUGAAUUUGCUGAAUCUGUAUGUUGGGUACGUGGUACAAUAGCAAUACGUGAAAAUGAUCAAAUGCCAUUAACAGAUGAAGAUUGGAAUCAAUUACGUGAUAAAGCUGAUAUGUCCUUCUAUCAAUGGGUUCCAUUCUGUUUAUCAAUACAAGCCAUGUUAUUUUUUAUACCACAUAUUAUAUGGCAAUCAUUGGCAACACAUUUAUUAGGUGAAAAUUUAGAAUCUAUAUUAGAUAUGGCAUAUAAAGCAAAUACAGCAGAUGAUUAUAUAAAACGUCAAAAAUUUGUUGAAUCAGCUGCAUAUCAAUUAUUUCGUUUAGGUUGUCAACAUUAUAAUAAUCAUAAUCAACCAUUAACAAAAUGGUCAAAAAUUCAACAAAAAUAUUCAAACUACUCAUUAAGUAGUUUAUUUAUUAUUGGUAAACAUAUUGGUAAUUAUAUAUCAAUCAUAUAUAUUAUCAUUAAAUUAUUAUAUUUAAUGAAUUUAAUUGGACAAUUAUAUAUUAUCAAAACAUUAUUAGGUUACCAUGGUAACUUGUAUCAUUUUGGUAAUCAAUUAAUAUUAACUUUAAAAUCAAAACAUGAAUGGAUUGAAAGUGAAUUUUUCCCAAGGCAAACAUAUUGUCCAAUACAAGUACGUCAUCUUGGUACUAAAAAUAAUUUAUUUACAGCUAUUUGUGCAUUACCAGUAAAUAUGUUCAAUGAAAAAAUUUAUAUAUUUUUAUGGUUAUGGAUAUUAUUUGUAACAAUGAUUACAAUUAUUAGUAUCAUUAUAUGGUUAAUACGUUUUAUUAUCAAAAAUUGUCAAACUACUUAUAUACAACAUUAUUUAGUAGUAUCUAUACAAUCACAAUUAUUAGAUAAAUAUUUUAAUCAUUCAUUUGAUUGUGAUGGUUGUAAUAUACAAUUAAAUGAUAUACGUAUAAAUCAAUUUAUUAAAAAAUUUAUUAAAAAUGAUGGUUAUUUUUUAAUACAUAUGUUACGUGAUAAUAUUGGUGAUAUAAUCACUGGGGAAAUAUUAAAUCAAUGGUGGCACAUGUUUAUUGAUUAUCAUAAAGCAUAUAUAAAUAGAGAGAAACAAUUAAAACAAAAUGAGCAUAAUAAUGAUAAUAAUAAUAAAGGGAAACAAUAUGAUUAUAUGAAUAUAACAUUAGAUAAUGAUACAAUAUUAAAUCCUAAUUCAGAUCAAUCCAAUGGCAAUUUUGUUUAAAGCAAUGCAAUGCUAAUAGUAACCAUAGAAACAACAACAAAAACAACAACAACUGAAAUGGUGAUAACUUUGUUUAAAUUAGAUACAAUUUUCUAUAUGGAAUACAACUAUGAUUAGGUGAAUAUAUCAUGAUCAACUUUGUUUUUGUUUUUUCUUUUUUAUGAAUGUCAUCAAAUUUUUUGUUAAAUGAAUUAUGUAACCAUGUACAACUGAAAACAAUCAUGUACUGAUCAUUUUAUGUCAUUUCAUAAAAUAAAAUUUUUUUAUUUCCUUUGAGAAAA
Messenger RNA from Schistosoma mattheei, 2019 nucleotides. The record is from the annotation of a GenBank genome assembly. Lineage: Eukaryota; Metazoa; Platyhelminthes; Trematoda; Strigeidida; Schistosomatidae.